This is a messenger RNA of Oryza brachyantha (malo sina), 1089 nucleotides long. RefSeq names its product B3 domain-containing protein Os03g0622200-like. NCBI's taxonomy places the organism in Eukaryota, Viridiplantae, Streptophyta, Magnoliopsida, Poales, Poaceae. Gene Ontology annotation, molecular function: DNA binding. The record is from RefSeq and is a predicted model, not a curated record.
AUGGGCACGCUCAAAAUGGGCAAGAACUGCAGUGUGUGCAAGGAGUGGCAAGAACACUGCUACUGGAGCCAUAUGGCUGAUGACAGUAAGCACUUCUUGAAGCAUAUGGCUGGGGACUUCACCGAGAGCAUGACCGUGCCUGCUAGAUUUGCAGACAACUUCAACGGGCACAUCUCCGAGGAAGUGAAUCUGAGGCCCCCCAGCGGCAAAACCUGGAGCAUCGGAGUCGCCAGCAGUGGCGCCGGCGAGGUGGUUCUUCAGUCCGGCUGGAAGGAGUUCGUCGACGGUAACAGCGUACAGGAAGGCGACUGCCUGCUCUUCAGGUACAGCGGAGUCUCCUCCUUCGAUGUGCUCAUCUUUGACCCGUCCGGCUGCGAGAAGGCGUCGCCGCACUUCGCCGAGAGCCAUGGCGGAGGGAAGAAGUACGCCGGAGCUGGUGGAGGAGGCAGAAAUAAUGCUGACAUUGGCCAUCACCACCACCACCACCUGGAGAUGACACUCCACAGGAACAGCGGCAGGAGCGUCCCCAGAGCAUGUAAGCGCUGUUUAUUCAGUGAUGACACAGAUCAAGAUGAGUGUGAAGCGAAGGAAGACGACGAUGACGAAGAUGUUGUGAAGGGCGUGGUAGAAGGGGGGUACUACUUCGGCAGGAACGGGCGGGUGGGCGAGUACAACCUGAGGGAGGAAGACAAGGAGGAGAUCUCGCGCUUCCCCGUGCCGCUUCACCCUGGGAACCCCGUGUUCGUGCACGUCAUCCACGCCGCCCACAUCCGGACCAGCCGUUAUAGCAUUCUGGGCAUGUCGCCGGAGUUCGCCGGAAAAUAUCUGGGGGCGUUGAAGGAGGUGGUGCUGGAGAGGGCGAGCAGGAGGGCCCAGUGGCGCGUCAUGUUCGUGCACCGUCAUAACACCCGCGGCUUCUACGGCGUCGGCUGGCGUCAGUUCGCCGGCGACAAUGGCCUCGCCGCCCACGACGUCUGCCUCUUCGAGCUCAUGACGGCCGACGAGGCCGGCAGCCGCCGACGCCGGCGGCCGACGAUGACCGUGCACGUCCUCCGGAGGGUGCGCGGCUGUUUCGUGCUGCUGCGCUGA